Molecule: messenger RNA, 1862 nt
Organism: Hyposmocoma kahamanoa
Lineage: Eukaryota; Metazoa; Arthropoda; Insecta; Lepidoptera; Cosmopterigidae
Exons: 5
Coding region: 1-1074 (357 amino acids)
Source: RefSeq, a predicted model, not a curated record
AUGAAUGUCAAUAUUACGACAUUUACAAACCCGUUUUCCUUUUUUUGUAAAAUACAAAGUGACGAUGAAUGUUUAAAUGUAUUGGAAACUAAUGUUGAUAAUCAAAAUAAUUUUCAUCAUUUUCACAAAAGUGACAUCUCUGAUUUUAACCAUGGUCAAUAUGUCGCAGUUCUGAGGAAUAAUAAAUGGAACCGUGGGGUUAUUAGCAUGGAGACACAGUUCCUAAUCUGGCUGGUGGACUUCGGAUUCUACUUGCGACCUGACGAGAAAACUGUAUUUAUUACUUUACCAGCAGAACACAAAACACUUCCCACGAAAAUAUUUGAAGCAAGCAUUCAUGGUGUCACACCUGUAGAUAAAACCAUGACGGAAUUCCUUCAAAUAGCCAACCAGACAACAACUGUGUGGAACGCAGGAGCCAUUGAAAAGUCACGGAUGCUGAUCAAGAGUGCUUUAAAGAUAAUUUUUGUUCCUAUAGCAUUGCUCAGCACCAAACAUAAUGAUAUAGUCCUUGGAGACCUGUAUCUGCAUUUACCCAACAAAGGUAUAACAAACCUAGUUGAUGAAUUGGAGCUGUGGCCUGUCUUCCUUGAAAGGAAUAAAGAAACCUACAUUGAAAAUUGGCCAAUUUAUUAUAACAACCACAGGAAACACAGAGCUUGUGUGCUGAAGCCUAAAUUUGAUGACUUUGAAAUACCCGCCGUUUCUUUAGGGAUAUCUUUGGAAGAAUAUAGCGCCAUCUGUGAGAACGCGCCGGUAUUAGAAGACGGGCUAAACAGCUCAUCGUCUUCCAUAGAUAGCAGCACCAGUUCGGAAAGUGCUAGCAACAAAAAGCAAAAAUUCCAUUUGCAUAAAUGGACCGCCGAUGAAAUCGAUGAGUAUGCACAUAUGUUUGUAACUAUACAUGGUAAAGAAUACAACGUAUUACACCUGCUCUUAAAUAAAUUAGCUGACUUGCAUAUGUGCAGAAAAUAUAGAGAUCACGAUUUAAAGUCGGUUGGGCGAGCAAAUCAUCGAUUGAACAGAAGAAAUGCAGACCGCGACAUUGGCAAUAUAUUUGACGAUUUCAUAUAAAAUACCUUACUGUCAACUGUGUCUUUUUCUAUAAACAUUGACAUUUAUUCCAGCCAUUUCAAAUUAGUUUGAUUAUAAGAUUUCUGGAGGAAUGAUCGGGACUCGUUCUCCGUGUGUGUAAUUUAUUGCUUUUGAAUAUGUUUUACGUAUGACCACCUGUGCGAUUAUGUACGCCACGACUUUAUUGGUCGCUAUCUAUAAAUCGUUAAAAGGUCGUGUUGAGAUCGUAAUUGUCUACACCAAAUCCGAUGGAAUUUUUGAUAAUAUCAAAAUCCACAAUGGCGGUCAAAAUCUAAAAUUAAACUCGGGCCACGAGCACUCAAACAGCUCCUGCGAUAUUUAAUUUGUUUUUGCAUUGUUAGAUAUUAUUAUUUAAAAAAAACUAGAUUUUUAUAUACUUAUAUAGUUUUCUACAGUGUUUUUCGGCAUACUCACUUUUAUAUGGUGAAUCACUUACCGAGAUAAAAUUUUAGAAAAUUCAAAGCCAGAAAGUUUAUUUUGUUUAUGUUUUAUUAAGUAUGAUAGGUAGAAGUGGAUGACAAAGGUUACGUCUUUUAAUUUAGUAAUUAUGCGUAGUAAAGCUCGCUUGAUUGUUGAUCUAGCGUUUAACUUUGUUGAUUGAUAUGAAGCAUGGCGACGAAAUAUGUUUUUGUUAUUAAAAAUUUGUUUAAGUUCCUCGAUUAAAUUUUUUUUUAAUAAAACGAGCUGAUUAUUGUAAUUUUAUGUUUUAUUUUAUAUACAAAUAUAAAUUCUUCCCUUAGGUAAAUAAACCUAAACUUAAGUCUUAA